Molecule: messenger RNA, 335 nt
Organism: Bursaphelenchus xylophilus (pine wood nematode)
Lineage: Eukaryota; Metazoa; Nematoda; Chromadorea; Rhabditida; Aphelenchoididae
Source: the annotation of a GenBank genome assembly
AUGCAUUCUGUUGCGGUUAAUUUGACUUCUCUCCAUCAUCACCGUCUUUGUCAUUUACAGGUAUAAUACAGAUCCAAUUUUUCGCUUUUAAAAAAUGUUUUGAUGACUUAAGAGUAUAAAUUUAUAUAAUUUCUUUAAUUUUUUUCUUCUAGGAAGGCUUCGCGGUCCGACAAGGUCAUCUUGCACCUCCAAGUCUAACUCCUGACAGUCCACGACCCAAAAAUGCCCCAGGUAAUAAUGAUAUUCCGUUUUCUUAAUUACGUAUUUUAGAAACGAAUCCAGUAGCCAGCCUUCUGAUUCCGACAGACAAAACGAAAGACGGACAGAGGAAAUGA